AUGGAUGUAGAGGGGGAGGGCCUUGGACUUCCCAAAGGUGAAGAAAAAAUCUAUAUUUGGGCGCCCUCGGGCAGAGCAGUCACGUCGCACAAACAGAUUUACUAUUAGGACAAAUAAGACGAUGAGGAGUUCGAGUACCGGCAUGUCAUGUUGCCCAAAGACAUAGCCAAGUUGGUCCCUAAAACCCAUUUGAUGUCUGAAUCUGAAUGGAGAAAUCUUCGUCUUCAGCAGAGUCAAGGAUGGGUCCAUUAUAUGAUCCAUGAACCAGAACCUCACAUCUUACUGUUCUGGUGGCCACUACCCAAGAAGCCAAAGAAAUGA
This is a messenger RNA of Microtus oregoni (creeping vole), 321 nucleotides long. Its product is annotated as cyclin-dependent kinases regulatory subunit 1-like. Gene Ontology annotation, biological process: regulation of mitotic cell cycle. Gene Ontology annotation, cellular component: cyclin-dependent protein kinase holoenzyme complex; SCF ubiquitin ligase complex. The record is from RefSeq and is a predicted model, not a curated record. Lineage: Eukaryota; Metazoa; Chordata; Mammalia; Rodentia; Cricetidae. Gene Ontology annotation, molecular function: cyclin-dependent protein serine/threonine kinase activator activity; histone binding; ubiquitin binding. The transcript has 2 exons.